Messenger RNA from Chlamydomonas reinhardtii, 1957 nucleotides. RefSeq lists its product as uncharacterized. NCBI's taxonomy places the organism in Eukaryota, Viridiplantae, Chlorophyta, Chlorophyceae, Chlamydomonadales, Chlamydomonadaceae. Gene Ontology annotation, cellular component: plasma membrane; mitochondrion; lipid droplet. Gene Ontology annotation, biological process: glycolipid biosynthetic process. The transcript has 10 exons. The record is from RefSeq and is a predicted model, not a curated record. The coding region runs from base 155 to 1456 and encodes 433 amino acids.
CCAAAACUUUUCACCAUACACACAGCACAUACGCGACGUUGCACACACACAGCGCUUCAAUAUUGUCGAUUGAGUUCUCGCACAGUCGAUCCAUCCUCGUGAAUUUGCACGCGCACAACCUCGGUCGCGCCUGUAUCAAUCUACAUUCAAUACCAUGAGCGCUACAGCGGCGUCGCGGCCUUACCAGGUCGUGGUCUGGGGCGCGAGCGGCUUCACAGGGCGCCUAGUCGCCGAGCACCUCGCCAGGGAUUACCAGGGCAAGGUCCGAUGGGCCAUCGCGGGCCGUGACGCCAAGAAGCUGGAGCAGAUCCGCUCCGAGCUGGCAGUACGUGUGAACAACCCGGCAGUGGCGGCGGUGCCCAUCCUGACCGCCGACGCCAACGACGCCCCCGCAGUGGGCCGCGUGCUGGCGCAGACGCAGGUGGUGUUGUCCACCGCCGGCCCCUUCGCCCGCUACGGCGAUAACGUGGUGGCGCAGGCGGUGGAGCAGGGCACCCACUACGCCGACAUCACCGGUGAGAUCCCGUGGGUGAAGCGGAGCGUGCAGAGGCACCACGAGACGGCCAAGAAGAAGGGCGUCAAGAUCCUGCACUGCUGUGGCUACGACUCCAUUCCCUCCGACAUGGGCACCUUCAUGAUGGUAGAGUACUGCCGCGACAAGCUGGGAUGCGGCGUGUCUCAGGCCUACUCGCUUGUGGGCCCCGGCCGCGCGGGCGUGUCGGGCGGCACGCUGGAGAGCGGCAUGAACCUGAUCAUGAACGAGUCCGUGUCCGAGCUCUCCGAACUCAACAGCAACCAGUACUACUUGGCACAGCUUUACGGCCUGCCCAAGGGCCCGGACCGGCCUGCGGGCCUGCUGCCGCGCUGGCUGCCCGCCGCGCGCACCUGGGCCGGCCCCUUCAUCAUGGAGGGCUGCAACGCCAAGAUCGUGCAGGCCAGCCACGCCCUGCUGCGGGACAGCGCGGCGCCGCUCGAGUACGGCAAAGACUUCAAGUUUACGGAGAUGAUUGCGGCCAGCGGCGCGGUGGGGGCCUCGCUGGUGUCCGCCGGCACCAUGGUGGCGGGGGCGGUGCUGGGGCUGGCGCCGCUGCGGGCCGUGGCCCGCCGCUUCCUGCCGGCGCCCGGCCAGGGCCCCAGCGAGGACGUGCAGCGCAACGGCUUCUGGACACACGACCUGGUGGCGGUGACGGACGAGGAGAAGCCGCGGGUGGUGCGCGGCAAGUGCGGGGACCGGCGCGACCCCGGCUACUGGUCCACCAGCCGCAUGCUGCUGGAGACGGGGCUGGCGCUGUCGCUGGAUGCGGAGCGGCUGGCGGCGGACCCGCGCCUGGCGCCCGGCGGCGUGCUGACGGCGGCGGCGGGGUGCGGGCACGUGCUGCUGGAGCGGCUGCGGGGGGCGGGCUUCACAUUCGAGGUGGCGGGCGUGGAGGGCGAGGGAGUGGCGGCGGCCAAGUGAGGUGGAUGAGGCAGCGGCGGUGGUAGCGGCAGUGGCAGCGGCAGCGGGGAUGUGUGUGUGUGGGGGGGGGGGGGGCCACAAGCAGGCCUGGGCGGUAGGCACGCUGUGGUGUGCGGCAUCCGGAGUGCAUUCAUUAUUCUUUGAGUUGUGUCCAUCAAGGGGCGCCAUGCAUGUUAAAGUGUGCAGGACAAGUGUUGAGUCCGUGCGGCUGUGUUGACACGUUGAGGUUGUUAAGUCACGCACUAAAAUGUGGCAUUACGCAUGGAGGACGUGGGAUAGCGCGAAGGCGGGGAAUGGAUUGGGGAGUGGGCGGCGUGGCGGCUGCACGUGUAUACAUGUGUGUUGUGCGGGCACGUGCAUUGAUGUCAGGGGUCGGGAGGCGGCGGCAUGGAGCCCACGGCACGACGGAGGGAUGGCCUGCGGCCGGUGGAGUUUGGAGCAUCCAUUGUUGAGUGCGCUGGUUGUCACAAUCGGCGAGCAUGGCUGUAACAUGCGGGUAGG